Zingiber officinale is the source of this 2075-nucleotide messenger RNA. RefSeq names its product O-fucosyltransferase 7-like. Gene Ontology annotation, cellular component: cytoplasm. The transcript has 9 exons. NCBI's taxonomy places the organism in Eukaryota, Viridiplantae, Streptophyta, Magnoliopsida, Zingiberales, Zingiberaceae. The coding region runs from base 733 to 1884 and encodes 383 amino acids. The record is from RefSeq and is a predicted model, not a curated record.
UUAUGUGGUAGGAAUUCUUUAUUGCUAAGUUACUUGAAUGUGCUAAUUUGUUGAUGAAUGGUCCCGAGUUGGCUGAAUUUGAAGAGCUCUGUUUCUUCAAACAUGAUGGAUGCAUUAAAUAUCCUAUUUUUUUCACAAGAACAUUGAUGCUAAUGUGAUGAAAUCUUUGUUUAGCUAGUGUAAAUGAUUGCACGUAGGGAUAUAUUACCUUGAAGCUGAUUUUAUUGUGAUUGAGCAAUAUGGUUGGAUGUACUUAGUUGCACUCAUGAUGAAUAUUCCUACUGCCACUACACAUUUUUGCCAAGAAAGAUCCAUAUGAACUAUGAUUUAGCAUGACAAAAUCAAAAUCAAGUCGUUAGUUGCUUCUGGUUUAGUCAGUCAAACAGCUAGAUUUCAUAUGCAAAAUAGUCAAGUCAGAAUGAGCUUUGCAGAUGCAAAACUUGACAAGUGGUUGAAGAAGAGUGAAUAACCAUUCUCACAAAUUGUUUUGGUUUCCAUUUGAGAGUCGUGUGAUAGACUAUAACCAAUGAGAUUAUUCUGGUAGAAUUGACUAUCAGUGAACAACAAAAGAAGGGUUUCAAUCUCAACCUUGGAAAAUGACCAUUUGUUAUUUUGUAUCGUCUAGUUUUGUCGUAUUGGACUAAUCAAGGUCGGUGAAAAAGAUCAAUCCCUAAGACAACAACUGAGCUCUUCAUAUUUCUCAACAACAAAUGCCUUCACAAGAUAGCAGACAUGGUAGCAAUUGCACGGAUUAUGAAUGCCACUCUUAUUAUUCCAGAACUGGACAAGAGCUCAUUUUGGCUGGACUCAAGCAAUUUUGCUGAUGUCUUUGAUGAAGAGUAUUUCAUACAUUCAUUAGCCAAUGAUGUUAAAAUCGUGAAGAAACUACCAGAGGAGCUUUCUAGGGUUACCAAAGCGGUGAAAUAUUUUAUAAGCUGGUCUCUGCUGGAGUAUUAUCAGGAUAAAAUCUCUAAACUAUGGGAUGAUUUUAAGGUCAUCAAAGCUGCUAAAUCAGAUUCUCGUCUUGCUAAUAACAAUUUACCCCUAGAUGUCCAGAAGCUACGUUGCAGAGCUUUCUUUGAGGCUCUUCGAUUUUCUCCUUGCAUCCAAGCACUAGGAAAGUCAUUGGUAGAGAGAAUGAGAUCAUAUGGAUCGUUUAUUGCUUUGCAUUUGCGAUACGAAAAGGACAUGCUUGCUUUUAGUGGGUGCACAUAUGGCUUGAAUGUUUCUGAAGCAAAUGAAUUAACAUCGAUCAGGGAAAAAACAGCAUACUGGAAGGUGAAAGCUAUUGAUCUUCUUCAACAAAGGGUCAAGGGAUAUUGCCCCCUUACACCUAAGGAGGUUGGGAUUUUCAUUUCUUCUGUAGGAUAUCCAUCGAAUACUCCAAUAUAUGUUGCUUCUGGUAACAUAUAUGGCGGCAAUUCUCACAUGGCAGAUCUUGAAUCUCGUUUUCCCAUACUAAUGAGCAAGGAAAAAUUAGCAUCAGCUGCUGAGCUCAAACCAUUCAGACUUUAUGCAGCUCAAAUGGCAGCCUUGGAUUACAUCGUAUCUGUAGAGAGUGAUGUUUUCAUCCCCUCGUACUCAGGAAACAUGGCAAGUGCUGUUGGGGGUCACCGUCGUUACUUGGGCCACAGAAAGACAAUCACACCCAAUAGGAAGGCGCUUGUCCACUUGUUUCGUAAACUUGAUCAGGGAUUGCUUAAACAAGGAAAGAAGCUAUCGAAGAUUAUUCUUGAAAUCCAUAAGAAGCGGCAAGGGUCCCCUCGUAAAAGAAGAGGCCCCAUGCCAGGAACAAGAGGAAUGGAUAGAUUUCGUUCAGAAGAAGCGUUCUACAAGAAUCCUUUACCCGAUUGUUUAUGCCAGUCAGGAUCUACUACCAUGUAGUCCUUCAUUCAUUUUUUUUUGAUCGACAGUUGUACACGAUAGAGAUUAGUCUUGACUGCUGCCAUACUGAUCGAAUAAGCAACUCCCUAGAUGUAUCUCAUGGAUAACUGAAGGUGGUGGAGAGUCAUUGACAGUUCGAUACAACCUGAAAUGAAGUUAAAUCUUAUAUUUUUGAUAUCUUUAGUUUUUCA